AUGUUUUUAGUAGCAUCCAGUGGGUUUGGUCCUGGCAAACAAAGUUGGGGAUAUAGUGAGGUGCGCCCAAAAGCGUUCAUUUUCUGGUGGCUGUAUCAAGCACACUCGCAACCGGAUACUUCAGACCACUACUCAGGGAAGCCUCUCCUGAUGUGGCUCCAGGGAGGUCCUGGUGCGUCGUCUAGUGGAUUUGGUAACUUUGAAGAAAUUGGACCACUGGACAGGAUGCUUAAACCGCGUGAGAAUUCUUGGGUAAAGAACUACAACGUCCUUUUCGUCGACAGUCCUGUCGGUAGUGGGUUCAGUUACGUCGAGGAUCAUUCUCUGCUAGCGCGCAACAGUACAACGGUGGUAAGUGAUUUAUUAGAAUUUCUAAAGCAUUUCUACCACACCAUCAGUGUCGCCACGACAGCCGACUGGGAGGGUAAGGUCCCACUGUACAUCGCUUCCGAAAGCUAUGGGGGACGUACAGCGGUUGAAUUUGCGUACGCACUAGCACAGGAAAUUCAAACCGGUGCGAUGCAUUGUAAGCUGGCCGGUCUAUUCCUGGGUAGCGCUUGGCUGUCGCCGAUGGAUAGCAUUGCUGCUUGGCCAACAUUUUUACUCGGUCUUGGAUAUUUGGAUGAUGCUGGACGCGAACGUAUCGAGCAGAGGGUAGCUGCGCUGAGUGAAAAACUAGCCGAGGAACGAUCCGAUAUGACAAUGGGGCAUGGGUGGCAUGAACUGCAGCAGGCUAUCAUUCAGGAGACGAAAGGAAUUAAUUGCUACAAUGUGCUGAAGCCUACCAGAAAGGAUAUUCUUCCACUGGAAGUCGAAAGUGAUGAAGUGCUGGAAUAUGGAGAAACGCUCUGGUGGUACAGUGACACCGGACCACCGCAACUUGCCGAGCCGCAAAGCUCCCUGGAGCGGUUGAUGCGUGGACCCGUCGCACACACGCUUGGUAUCGCGGACAAACCACCCUGGGGGAGUCAACGAAUGGCCGUAUUCGAUGCGCUCAGUGAUGAUUUUCUCCAACCGAGCGUUGGGACGGUGGAACGAUUGCUUAACGAAACCAGCGUCGAGCUGGUACUGUUCAGUGGCCAUUUGGAUUUGAUUACCUGUCUGUCCGGUACACUCGCGUGGGUGAAUCGUUUGUUUCAAAAGCGAUCCAAAUUCGUACCACACCGGCGGGAAGCUUUUACAGUGGUUGGUGGACUGAAUGGUGAUGCCAUUGAAGGAUACCGUACGACGUAUAGCGAGCGCUUUACACACUACACGGUUCUCCGUGCCGGUCACAUCGUACCGGCCGAUAAUCCUUCCGCAAUGGCACACAUACUGCAGGAGCACAUCGAUCGAUACUAA
This is a messenger RNA of Anopheles maculipalpis, 1341 nucleotides long. RefSeq names its product retinoid-inducible serine carboxypeptidase-like. Lineage: Eukaryota; Metazoa; Arthropoda; Insecta; Diptera; Culicidae. Bases 1 to 1341 code for a protein of 446 amino acids. Gene Ontology annotation, molecular function: serine-type carboxypeptidase activity. The record is from RefSeq and is a predicted model, not a curated record. Gene Ontology annotation, biological process: proteolysis. The transcript has 3 exons.